Molecule: messenger RNA, 494 nt
Organism: Blastocystis hominis
Lineage: Eukaryota; Bigyra; Opalinata; Blastocystidae
Exons: 2
Coding region: 1-459 (152 amino acids)
Source: RefSeq, a predicted model, not a curated record
AUGUUUCUCUGCGUGGGGUAUCUUCGCUUGCGCUCUUCCCGCCAUCUACAUGCCAGCGAUUCAAUGCCUCCACUUGCGGAUUUCUUCGGGGGAGUUUCCGAUCGUGGCGGCGUAGCGGUAUCUGGUUGGUCAUCGAGAACCGCGGGAGCGUACUUUUCGGGAAUGAGCUCGAGGAGAGAGGGCGGGACUUUGUCUUCGCCGGUGUUGUGGUGGACGGCGAUGUGGUCGCGCAGAACCUUCUCGAUGGCGGCGAAGGUGCAGCCGGGAUACGGGCAUUUCUCGUGGAGAGCGAGGUGCUCCUGCUUCUUGGCCUCCGAAAUGAACCAUUUCUUGCAGGUGGUGCACUCGAUUUUGGGGGCGUGGGAAGGAAGGGAGGCGCUUGAAGGUGUAAUCGACUUUUUGUUGAGCGGGCAGAACUGGAUCCAAUGUCCUUUCUGCUUGCAGCGUCGACAGGUGUAGCUCGCGGGCGGAGGGAACUUCUGGCCUUCGAUCAC